AUGCCUGCCCAGACCACUACACCGGAACUGCCGAGUGUGGUGAGUUUCCAGCUCUGCAGCAUAGCCACCAGCUACCACCAUCGGGCACCUGGCCAGACUCGCUAUCCCAGCUUCACCCUUGCCGAUUGCGAAAACUUCGUCAAAAUUCCGCUGUACCGGGAUCAUUCGCCGCAUCUGUACCAACUUGUGUACGGAGCCAGUCGGAAAAAGCGAGCCAUGCAGACCAUCGAAUACAAUAAGCGAUUCUUCAUCGAGAAUUAUUCGCAUGCAGACGACGACGAUGAGCUGUACCUGAACUACGACGAUUGGUCCCUGAUGGAUACGAUGUCGGUGAAAAGUGCAACGAGCAGCAACGGUAGCCCGAACAACAACAACAACAACAACAACAACAGCAACGACAUGGAAGCGAGCGGCCAAAGGCUUUCGUUGGCCUAUGAAAUGAUGUCGCAGGUUCCGCGCAAGGUUGCGGAAAAAUUCUCACGAACGACCACCAUACUGGACCUGAGCUAUAACAAUUUCAAAGAUCUCUCCUUCCUCUCUUACUUCCGUCAGCUGAACACGCUGAUUCUGGACCACAAUAUCCAACCGGACGAGAAGUCAUUCCCAACGCUGCCGAACCUCGAGGUGCUCUGGCUGAACCACUGUGAUAUCGCUAACGUCCAGCGCUGGGUCUACCGGGUUCGCGAUUGUUGUCCCUCGUUGCGCAUCCUGUCGUUGCUGGGCAACCCGGGCGCAACAUCCUCCUUCAAUGGCAACUCAACGCUCGAGCACAACGACUACCGGAUGAUGGUGAUUGGCGUACUGCCCCAGUUGCGCCACCUGGACGACGCCGAAGUGACCGCCUCCCAGCGGGCUCAGGCCCGCCAGUUUCGGCAUAAUACCUACAAUAUUGGGCAGACACCGUACAAUAUUUUCGAAAGUGUCGGCCGGGGAGAGCAGAUGGGCCGCAAGGCGGCCCUGCGGAGACCCCGACGGGUUCGGGCGAACGUUUCCGACGAUUCGUGAGAGGUGAUUUGCCAUCGUUUAUGCUGAAUGAUCUGAAAUUUGAUAUUUUGGUGUACGACAAACGGUUGACAAAACGACUGUUGCUACCGCAUAGAAGCUGUGCAAAAUACGAAUCCGCAAGGAAGAUUACAUUUUCUAUUGCUUUUAUAUUAUCUGUUAAGUAUAUGUAUUUACAAGAUACCUAAAGUCCAAAGUGUAUUGCGUUUAUGAAAUAAAGUUUUUA
Sabethes cyaneus is the source of this 1228-nucleotide messenger RNA. RefSeq lists its product as uncharacterized. The record is from RefSeq and is a predicted model, not a curated record. The transcript has 5 exons. Bases 1 to 1005 code for a protein of 334 amino acids. NCBI's taxonomy places the organism in Eukaryota, Metazoa, Arthropoda, Insecta, Diptera, Culicidae.